This is a messenger RNA of Hypoxylon fragiforme, 1407 nucleotides long. Its product is annotated as mitochondrial carrier. Bases 154 to 1161 code for a protein of 335 amino acids. Lineage: Eukaryota; Fungi; Ascomycota; Sordariomycetes; Xylariales; Hypoxylaceae. The transcript has 3 exons. Gene Ontology annotation, cellular component: mitochondrial inner membrane. The record is from RefSeq and is a predicted model, not a curated record. Gene Ontology annotation, molecular function: S-adenosyl-L-methionine transmembrane transporter activity.
UCCGUUCUAACUCCAGUCGUAUUAGACACCAAGAGACCAAACCAGACCUCGCCUCACCUCACCCACCUCAACCACUUUCGAUAAUACUAUAAAUACCCGCUGUCGCAGUAUCUGGGUUACCAAAAGUAAUCAAACUUAGACAACUACUAUAAAAUGAGUAAAACCUCAAAUCUCGAUGUCAUGUUGGCUGGUGGCGGGGCAGCAUUCGCGGUAGACCUGAUAGUCUAUCCAUUAGACACGCUCAAAACCCGCCAGCAAAGUCGCGAUUUCAUCAAGACUUUUGCCAGUCCGUCAACUAAGACGAAGCUGCCAUCGAGGCAGCUUUUCCAGGGCCUCUACCAAGGCAUUGGCAUAGUUAUACUCGCCACUUUACCUGCCGCUGGCACUUUUUUCAUGACUUACGAAGCCGCCAAGACAUUCAUCGGCCGCCACGGGUCGCCGUUAGGUCUCCCACAGCCUUUAAUGCAUUCGGGUGCCUCAGCAAUAGCCGAGUGUGCGUCUUGUCUAGUCCUUACUCCUUCUGAAGUGAUCAAACAGAAUGCACAGAUGCUCCAGCAACGGUCUGCGAGCGCGCAUAGGUUUGCUUCGCUUCAGGCUCUGAAGCAGUUGGGCGGUACCGGAGCGGGAGGCAAAUUGCUCUCCGGUUAUUCCGCUCUAGUAGCUAGGAACUUGCCUUUCACCGCUAUUCAAUUUCCCAUCUUUGAAUCCAUGCGUGCAUGGUUUUGGAGAAGGCGUUCAGAUCUGUCCAAAGAUGGCACUACCGACCAUAUGGCGGAAAAGCGGAGUUUGCUUGAAACGGGAGUGGUCACAGGCGCGAGCGCAGGCUUGGCAGGCAGUUUUGCGGCCAUUAUCACGACGCCUAUGGAUGUGGUCAAGACUCGGAUCAUGCUGGCUGCGGGGCGUGACCAGAGUUCAAAGCAAAGCGCGAAUAAUCCGGUCGUUGGGAUACAGAACACAGCCAGCAAGAGUUCACAAGGUGCGCUCGCCGUAGCACGUCAGAUCGUCUCGGAACGGGGAGUCUCUGGAUUAUUUAGAGGAGCCAUCCUUCGUGCUGUCUGGACCUGCGUCGGCAGCGGCCUCUACUUAGGGACGUACGAAGUAGCAAAAGCUUGGCUCGCGAGAAGAAAGGAAUACAAUGCGGAAGACUACAGUUUCCAAUAAUAUAGACUAUUCAUAUGCUAUCCAUUGAACCCCUGCGCCCAGUCCGUCGAGCGCGCCUACCGAACCCAUCCCUAUAUCAUCUCAUGUCAUGUUCAUCCCAGAAUCCCAAUAAGCCAAUGUCCAAAAUCAUCCAAAGCACGCAUAACGAAACAAAAUACAUGGAAACACGAAACAAAAGGGCUUUCGCGGCCAAAUGUUAUCUGCCCAGACGUUGCUCAUCCAGAGGACCUUCUCGUUUCCAUCCUG